CGAAUCCUUUCUCCCUUCCCUCCUUCCCCCUCUCUUUUUCCUUAUAUGAUCUGCUGAUUCCCAUCCACAAACCAGCUGAAGGUAUACACAGCAAACAAAGGAAAAAAGCAAACAUGAGUAUCCUACGGCCGACUCCUCCGGACACCCAAUUGCACGCAGAAUUGAAGACUACAGCGGCGGAUAGGCUUCCCACAAGUCGAGAACUUGGAGUAGUAGUACCAGAACCGGGAUCCAGAGAAGCAAUUCAAAAAGUUGAGUGGAAACCAUGGGCGCAUUUUGUUGCCGGGGCGGCAGGAGGAAUGACGUCCACGUUUUUGACAUCACCGUUAGAUGUAGUCAAGACGAGACUCCAGAGUGACUUUUACAAGCAGCAUUUAGCGAGCGCUAGAGCGACUGCGGGAGUCGACAUACACCGGGGGGGAAUACUCAGGCAGGGUACUAGGCAUAUUCAAGAAACCUUCCAGAUACUCUUCGACGUACAUAAAGUCGAAGGGUGGCGCGCACUGUUUAAAGGAUUGGGGCCAAACCUGAGCGGCGUUGUCCCCGCGAGGGCGAUAAAUUUUGCAACCUACGGCAAUGGCAAACGCGUAAUAGCAAACAACUUUAACCAUGGCCAGGAAUCCACCUGGGUCCACCUCUGUGCAGCAGCCUGCGCCGGCGUCGUAACAGGUACUGCAACAAACCCCAUCUGGCUUGUUAAGACUCGACUCCAACUCGACAGAGAAAGCGCCGGCGCGGGCGGCCGCACAAGGCAAUACAAAAACUCCCUCGAUUGCGUCCGACAAGUUCUCCGCGAGGAAGGCUUCCGCGGCUUAUACAGGGGAUUAUCGGCGAGUUACCUCGGCGUGACGGAGAGCACGCUGCAGUGGGUGCUGUACGAGAAGAUGAAGACCUACCUUGCCGCUAGGAAGGAGAGGGUUUUGGUCAGCGGGCGGCCGGAAACGGCUUGGGAUAACCUUGUGGACUGGGGCGGGAAGCUGGGGGCUGCUGGAUCGGCGAAGUUGCUAGCGGCGGUUUUAACGUAUCCGCAUGAGGUUGUGAGGACCAGGUUGAGGCAGAGGCCUGUUGGCGGGGGGAAACUAAAGUAUACGGGACUUGUGCAAUGUUUCAGGCUUAUCUGGAAGGAGGAGGGACUUAUCUCAAUGUAUGGGGGGUUGAGUCCGCACCUGCUCCGAGUUGUACCCUCCGCUGCCAUCAUGUUCGGAAUUUACGAAACGAUACUUAGAUUAUUCGGCGAAUCUGCUUAAACUUCACUAUACUCGACUCAUCUCAACCUCACCCAACAAUCUACCAACCAAUCACUUAUUGCUUGCCGCUACUAAUACUACUACUACUCCCCCGAGCCUCUAUUUAGACCACCACCUCACCGUCAUCAUCAUUCUUAUUGUCGCCAUCAUCACCACCUGCUGCUACUUAGGCUCGUUUUUCCCUUGUCAAUGACCGCAACCAACCGAAACGCACCAAUUGGCGCCAGGCGCCCAACCCUGGGUGAUAUGCCAAAAACACGAAACCGGGAGCGGGGGAAUUCCUUAUAAAUAAACAAAAACUCUCCCUCUCAAAAAGGAGAGGAGACACCAAUCUGUAUAUAAAACCUAGCUGUGGUAUACUUUUUU
Messenger RNA from Tuber melanosporum (Perigord truffle), 1613 nucleotides. RefSeq lists its product as uncharacterized. The transcript is spliced from 5 exons. Gene Ontology annotation, biological process: pyrimidine nucleotide import into mitochondrion. The coding region runs from base 114 to 1247 and encodes 377 amino acids. Gene Ontology annotation, molecular function: pyrimidine nucleotide transmembrane transporter activity. Lineage: Eukaryota; Fungi; Ascomycota; Pezizomycetes; Pezizales; Tuberaceae. The record is from RefSeq and is a predicted model, not a curated record. Gene Ontology annotation, cellular component: mitochondrion.